This is a messenger RNA of Python bivittatus (Burmese python), 1278 nucleotides long. It is a transcript of the gene EBNA1BP2, whose product is annotated as EBNA1 binding protein 2. Gene Ontology annotation, cellular component: nucleolus; nuclear periphery; preribosome, large subunit precursor. The record is from RefSeq and is a predicted model, not a curated record. Gene Ontology annotation, biological process: rRNA processing; ribosomal large subunit biogenesis. NCBI's taxonomy places the organism in Eukaryota, Metazoa, Chordata, Lepidosauria, Squamata, Pythonidae.
CGGGAAGUCGCCUUUUACGAUUCCUCGUGGUGUGUGAGAAGGUGGAUGGCUGAAGGGGCUCUAGGGCUUGGUGGAGGCAAAAUCCAAACAUCUAAAAAAACAGUCUGAGAUGCCACCCAUAGCUAUGGAGCAAGACUUAUCAUUAUCCUCUGAUUCUGAAGAAUCUAUUAUAGCAGAUCAAGAGCUUCAGGAAGCAUUUGCUAAAGGUUCGUUGAAACCAGGCCUGAAUGUUGUGUUGGAGGGACGACCAAAAGCCUUUAAUAAUGUGGAUGGAUUGAAACAGUGCUUGUCAGAAUUCCGAAGAAACCUGGCCUGGGUUGAAAGGCUUGAUGUUACCUCUCCCCUGGAAACAAAUGUCACAAGUGCAGCUUCUAAGAACACAGUUGAAAAGGAUGCUAUUGACCCUGAAGAUGACUUUAAAAGAGAAAUGAACUUUUAUCAUCAAGCCCAAGCCUCAGUUCUGGAAGUAUUACCUCGGUUACAUCGGCUUAAAAUCCCUACAAGGCGGCCUGAUGAUUAUUUUGCAGAGAUGGCAAAAUCUGAUCAGCAGAUGCAAAAAAUUCGUGAAAAGCUGAAGAGCAAAAAAGAAGCAAUGGAAAAGUCUGAAAGGGCCAAACAACUCCGUGCCCUAAGAAAAUACGGCAAACAGGUUCAAACGGACGUGUUGCAGAAGAGACAGAAAGAGAAAUCCACAAUGUUGAACGCAGUCAAGAAAUAUCAGAAGGGUCUCUUAGACAAGCUGGAAUUUCUGGAAGGUGAAAAAUCAUCAGUGCCUCAGAGGAAGAAGGAAGGAACAGAGAGUCAGCCAAUCAAGAAGGGACCAAAUGCAAAAAGGCGCUACAAGAAUCAGAAGUUUGGCUUUGGUGGUAGGAAGAAAGGGUCAAAAUGGAACACCAAGGAAAGCUAUAAUGAUAUGUCCAGCUUUCGUGCUAACAAAGCCCACAACAAGGGAACUGGGAAAGCGGGGAAAAGGGGUGCCAAAAAGAGGCCUGGCAAAAAGAUGAGACAGAAAAUUAAGAGCCAUUCCUGAUAAGGACUGGAAAUGGAUGACAUUUUGAGCCCAGCUUCAUCCAAAGUGUUGGCAUACAGCCAUGAACAGAUAAUGGACUUGAACCUGCCUGGCCAUUGGUGUGCUGUGGAAUGACAGAUGCUUCUGUCUGAUCCUGGACAUAAUACUACUCAUACACAAAUGGCAGAUAGAUGCUUUUUGUUGCCUUUCUUUCAGACUGGUUUGAUAAUUCUUAAGUGAAUUAAAAAGUGUUGAUGGUUUGAACAUUU